AUGACGACGAUCGGCGGGAUCAGAUUCCUCCCUCUGGCCUUGCUCCUCCUCGCGCUCUCGAGUCAGUUAGCAGCGCACGCUAGAGUCCAGCCCGCGCCACAGGAGACCCUGGCGGAGAAAGCCGCGCGGUUGCGCGCAGCAGCGGACAAGGCAGCAGCCGCUUUGGACGCCGCGCAGUCCGUCGUGACCACGCGGCUUGAGGCGGAGCAGGCGGCAGCGGCGGAGGUUGAUGCAGCGCAAUUGGCGGCGCAAGGCGCGGCCGUGGCGUGGAGCACGGCUAAGAAGACAUCGGACACGAAGAUUAUUUCCGCCGCUAAUUCACGAAAGAGCGCGAAUGCCGCGAAGGCGUCCCUCGCUCCGAUAAAGAAGAGGGUUGAGUCAUAUACUGCCGCGCAAAACAAUGCCAAGACUGCUGAGAAAAACCUCGCGGACGCGACGACGAAACGCCAGAACGCGGAGGCCGCCGCCGCCGCGCAGCAGAACGUCGCGACCACCGCUUCCGCCGCCGCCACGGGCUUCAGUGCGCGGAGCCCCGCGGCGCAGAAGGCGGCGAAAGAGCAGAAGAGAGCUGCGGAGCUUCAAAAGAAUGUUCAAUCCGCGGCCAAGGAGGAGAGUAAGGCGUCUGCUGCGCUGACCAAGGCGCAAAGCGCCCUUGCUAGCGCCACGCUGACCCCGCAGGAGAAGGCAACGCUCGACAAGGCAAACGCGGCGGACGCUGCGGCGGCGCAGGCGGAAGCCGACGCCAGGGCGGCAGAUGCGGAGACAAAAGCUGCGGAGCAGAGCGUGAAGGCGGCCGCGGAGAAGGUCACCCGCGCAAAGAACAAGCGCGCCAAGGCGCAAGCUCUCCGCGUGGCCGCGGAAAAAGUGGCGGAGAAGGCGUCCGCGGAGGCGCAGGCUGCGGAAGACCUGGCUAUGGCGGCGGAGCAAGAGUGGGAGGCUUCGCAAACGCCCGCGCAGGGGUCAGACCCCGCGCCUGGAUCCGACCCUUCACCCCCUGGCAACGGUGGCGAUGGCGACGAUUGCGACGGCGACGACGAGGAUGAGUACGAGGACGACCACGGGCCGGGACAUGACGACCACGACCACGGGCCGGGACACGACGGACACGGCGGGAACGGAUGGGGCAAGGGCGGGCGCGGGGAUAAGGGCGAGGGGCAGAGGGGGAACGGUAACGGGUAUGGGAAGGGCGGGAGGUACGGGAAGGACUCUCUCGGGCUGCAAUCCGUGCAACCUGGGCAGGCGGCAGCGGGUGUAACGCCCUCUCUUAGCGCGGCAGUCCAGGCGACUCAGCAGCCGCAGGCCGUGGGGAGCCACUCCUUACUGAGCUGGCUCAUCGACUCGGCAGAAGCAUACGGUCGCUACAGAGCUCGUAAAGCCGAGACGCCCCUACAGAAAGCGGUGCGGCUCCGCGCGAUCGCCGACCAGAAGGCGGCGCAGCUCGACGCGGCGGAGCAAAUCGCGUCGCUGCUGCAGCAGCAGGAAGCCGACGCGCAGGAGAAUCUCGACACGGCGAAGACCGACGCGCAGGCGAUGGCGGCGUCGUGGGCGCAGGCGCGAACCGCGCUCGACAGCGCCAAGGCGGUCGCCGUAAGCGCGCGGAAGGCCGCUACAGCCGCGCGAAAGACUGUUGCGGGGAAGAAGCGGUACGAGGGUUACUCCAAGACGCAGGCGGCUGUAGCGGAGACGGAGCGGAAAUACAACGAGGCGAAGCAGAAGCGCGAGCAGGCAGACGCCGCGUAUGCCGCCCAGCAAGAUAUUAUGAGUCAGCUACAGCCGUCGAGCUACGGCGCGCAGGCGGGAUAUGCGCAGGCGUAUGGCGGCUCGCCGUCGUAUAAUAAGGAGCAGAAGAAGGCCAAAGAAUUGAAGAAGAAAGCCGACGAAGCGGCGAAAGAGGAAGCGAAAGCGGCGGCGAAAUUAGCGGCGGCACGGGCGGCGGCGGCGGCGCCGACCGCGACGCCGACGCCGGACGAGCAAGCCCAAUUCGAGUCAAUCCAGGCCUCGGAGGCGCUGGCGGCGCAGGCCGAGGCGCAGGUGAAAACAGCAGAGCUGGAAUUCAGGGCGGCGACCCAGAGCAUGAAGAAAGCCGCGGCGCAGGUGAGCGUGGCGAAAGAGCAGCUCAAGGCGGUAACCAAGAAGCGCGAUGCCGCGGACAAGCGCGUGGAGCGGCUGGCGGCAGAGGCGCAAAAGGCGGACGAAAACGCGAUGGCGGCGGAGCAGGAGGCGGGGAUUAGCGCGCCCGGGUCGGAAGAAUCGCCUGGUGAUGACGAUAACGAGGAUGAGGACGAGCAUGAGAACGAGGAUGGGGAUUCAGAGGAGGGUGAGCAUGCGGGCGCGAACGAGUGGAAAGGGUUGGACUCCUCAGCAGGUGCCACUGUUUCGCCGAACAGCGUGGGGCAGCCGUUGAUGGUGCGGGAUGUGCCUGUGCAAACCACAAGUCUGCCUGUAACGGGUGCUGCUGCCGCCCAGAUGCCGCAAGCAGGGCCGGAACCCACACGACCCACGGCGCCCAGCUACAUGUUCUAG
This is a messenger RNA of Closterium sp. Naga37s-1, 2523 nucleotides long. The record is from the annotation of a GenBank genome assembly. Lineage: Eukaryota; Viridiplantae; Streptophyta; Zygnematophyceae; Desmidiales; Closteriaceae.